Macrosteles quadrilineatus (aster leafhopper) is the source of this 1389-nucleotide messenger RNA. Its product is annotated as cysteine-rich, acidic integral membrane protein-like. The coding region runs from base 1 to 1389 and encodes 462 amino acids. Lineage: Eukaryota; Metazoa; Arthropoda; Insecta; Hemiptera; Cicadellidae. The record is from RefSeq and is a predicted model, not a curated record. The transcript has 2 exons.
AUGUGGCAGUCAGAGGAGACUGCAGACCAUCUGCUCUAUGACUGCACAGCUCUGAACGAGGAGUGUAACCUGGAGAGUAGCCUGGAGUGUAACCUGCAGUGUAACCUGGAGGGUAAUCUGGAGUGUAGCCUGGAGUGUAACCUGGAGGGUAGCCUAGAGUGUAACCUGGAGGGUAGCCUAGAGUGUAACCUGCAGUGUAACCUGGAGUGUAACCUGGAGUGUAGCCUGGAGGGUAACCUGGAGGAUAGCCUAGAGUGUAACCUGGAGGGUAGCCUAGAGUGUAACCUGCAGUGUAACCUGGAGUGUAACCUGGAGGGUAAUCUGGAGAGUAGCCUGGAGUGUAACCUGGAGGGUAGCCUAGAGUGUAACCUGCAGUGUAACCUGGAGGGUAAUCUGGAGAUUAGCCUGGAGUGUAACCUGGAGGGUAGCCUAGAGUGUAACCUGCAGUGUAACCUGGAGGGUAAUCUGGAGAGUAGCCUGGAGUGUAACCUGGAGGGUAGCCUAGAGUGUAACCUGCAGUGUAACCUGGAGGGUAAUCUGGAGUGUAACCUGCAAUGUAACCUGGAGGGUAAUCUGGAGUGUAACCUGCAAUGUAACCUGGAGGGUAAUCUGGAGUGUAACCUGGAGGGUAAUCAGGAGUGUAACCUGGUGGGUAACCUGGAGUGUGACCUGGAGUAUAACCUGGAGUGUGACCUGGAGUAUAACCUGGAGUGUAAUCUGGAGUGUAACCUGGAGUAUAACCUGGAGUAUAACCUGGAGUACAAUCUGGAGUGUAAUCUGGAGUGUAACCUGGAGUAUAACCUGGAGUAUAAUCUGGAGUGUAAUCUGGAGUGUAACCUGGAGUAUAAACUGGAGUUUAAUCUGGAGUAUAACCUGGACUAUAAACUGGAGUAUAACCUGGAGUAUAAUCUGGAGUGUAAUCUGGAGUAUAACCUGGAGUACAACCUGGAGAAUAACCUGGAGUAUAACCUGGAGUAUAAUCUGGAAUGUAAUCUGGAGUAUAACCUGGAGUAUAAUCUGGAGUAUAAUUUGGAGUGUAACCUGGAGUAUAACCUGGAGUAUAACCUGGAAUGUAAUCUGGAGUAUAUCCUGGAGUACAACCUGGAGAAUAACCUGGAGUAUAACCUGGAGUAUAAUCUGGAAUGUAAUCUGGAGUAUAACCUGGAGUACAACCUGGAGAAUAACCUGGAGUAUAACCUGGAGUAUAAUCUGGAAUGUAAUCUGGAGUAUAACCUGGAGUAUAACCUGGAAUGUAAUCUGGAGUAUAAACUGGAGUACAACCUGGAGAAUAACCUGGAGUAUAACCUGGAGUAUAAUCUGGAAUGUAACCUGGAGUAUAACCUGGAGUAUAAUCUGGAGUAUAAUCUGGAGUGUUAUCUGGAGGGUUAA